This is a messenger RNA of Protopterus annectens (West African lungfish), 2630 nucleotides long. Its product is annotated as kelch-like protein 9. NCBI's taxonomy places the organism in Eukaryota, Metazoa, Chordata, Ceratodontiformes, Protopteridae. The record is from RefSeq and is a predicted model, not a curated record. Gene Ontology annotation, molecular function: protein binding. The transcript is spliced from 6 exons. Bases 36 to 1835 code for a protein of 599 amino acids.
GUUGACAUAACUUUGAUGCGCGUUUGUACAACAAUAUGGAUGAUAAUAAACGUCACGUAUGUUGCCAACAAUUCCCACAGGCUUUACAGAAGGGAUUUCAGGAGCUGUGGGAGGACCGAACAUUGUGCGAUGUUGAGCUUUGCGCAGAAAAUGAGACCUUUGCAGCACAUCGGUCUGUUUUAGCGGCCGCUAGUCAUUAUUUUAGGAUAAUGUUUACUGCUGAUAUGUUGGAACGGUCUAUGCAAUCCGUGGCCCUGAAAGGCAUUUCGGCAGUAGGUUUAAAAACUGCUUUGCACUUUAUAUACACUUCAAGGUUCUCUUGUGAGUGGGAACAUCUGGAGGAUGUAUUACUUACAUCGACACACUUACAGAUUCCACUGCUGACGGACAGUUGCGACAAAUUGAUGCAGAAAAGCUUAAAAUCUGACAACUUUUCAGACAUGCUUUCUUUUGCUGACAGGUACAGUCUUCCCAAACUAAAAGUGGAAACAUUUUCCUUUAUUUCCCAUAACUUAGACCAGUUGCUUGCAGAGCAAGAGUCGGCACUGCUGCAGCUGGACUUUGAGUCUGUUCUGGAAAUUUUGGGGAGGAAUGAUAUCACCUCUAAUGUCAACGAAGGGCGCAUUUUAGAUUUUGCGGUGAAGUGGCUCACAUUUGAUUUGGAUAACAGGUUGUGUCACUUGGAUAAACUUAUUAAAGAAGUUAGGCUGGGUCUUCUCUGUUCUCCGGAAUGUUACAAUGGAAACUGUGAAGCGCUUGAUAUUUUGAGGUCUGUACCCGGUGCUGAGAAAUACAUUAAAGAGUUAGGUGAUUUCUGCCUAAAGUUUAACUUUGAUAGCCCUUACAAGAACUGGUUACAGAUCAGGUCUACACAGAAGGGUGUUCUAGCUGUUUGUGGAAAGACUGCGGGAAGCCAAGAAUGUAGAGAAAUUAUGGUUUUCACUGGAGAAGAAGUAUUCAGGCAGGAUUCCUGGAGGCCGAUCACUCAGACAGAAGGGACAUACAACCACUGUGCAGUAGUUCUCAAUGAUUACCUUUAUGUUAUAGGUGGACAGAACUCUUGGUUCAAUCAUAAUCAUGAAGAUGAAGCUACAGCCACAGUGAGACGCUAUGACCCCCGCUUUGACAGAUGGAUUCGACUUACUAAUAUGCAGGUACGUCGACGAAGGUUUCACUGCAGCGUACUUGGAUCCUCUAUUUAUGCAGUAGGUGGAAGAGGAGAAGGUGGUAUCCUAUGUUCAACAGAACGCUAUGACCCUUCAGAAGAUAAGUGGGAGUAUGUUCGAGCAUUACCUUGUCCACUUUCUAGUCAUGCAGGUGCUGUGUGCCAGAACAAGCUUUUUGUGUCUGGAGGUUCGUCUGGUGAGGUGUUUACUAAUUCAGUAUACAGCUAUGAUCCUGAAAGAAGCGAAUGGACAAUACACUCUCCACUACAUCACCCUCGUGGUUUUCACAGCAUGACUGCAGUCCAUGGCAGGUUGUAUGUGAUGGGUGGUGUUAUAAUUACUGGUGUUGAGGGACAGCGACGUACUUACUCAGAUGUUAAAGUAACAGAAUGUUACUGCCCUGUUACUGAUCAGUGGACAGAACUUACACACCUUCCUGUAGGACAUAGCCAGCAUGGUGCAGCAGCAUUGGGCAAUAAAAUCUAUAUCAUUGGUGGAUUUUCUUGGAAUGAAGAAGGAUUUCUAAAAAAUGUCCAUGCGUAUGAUACUGAAAGUGAUAGCUGGAGUGCUGGACCUGAGCUGCCCCGCCCCUUAGUAGGGCUCAGUAGUGGUGUUCUCACACUGCCAUACUACCUCAGCAAGAAAAAUGAUGUUUUAGAACCCCUAUGACAAGCAUCUUUCGCUUCAUCCUUUAAAAUCAUUUUCAUUAUUUAUCCUGGAUGGAAAUAUGAGUACCCCUGUGGUAUGUCCAUGCUGAACUUCACCUUAUGUUUGCAUGGAUGGAAUAUGUUUGUUUUUGGUUGUUUGGGUGUUCCAGUACUGCCAUCUUUGUUACUAUUCUUUAACUGUCCUGCUGGUAUUUUCUCACUCACAGGCCUGUUCCUCAUCCUAAGAAAAUCAUUUAUGUUAGCACCUGAGGUGUGUUUAUUUGUAACCUGUACCUACAGAAAGGCUACCAUCUACACCACUUGUCUUCAUUCUGCUGACCCACACGUACGAGUAGACCAGCCUUAUUUUAAGGUGAACAAAGAGUAUGCUGUAAGAGGUAAAGACAAGAUGUCAUCUAGUUUUGGAUGUCCUGUACUUCUUAAUUUUGAUUGUAUUAGUUGAGGGUAAGCUGCUAAGUGUGUUUUAGAACAAGAUGCUUAUUUUUUUUUCCUUUGUUGACCCACGCCCUUUUCUUUUGAUGAGAUAAUUUAAUUUGCACUAUUGUUUGUACAUAAUUUGAAGAAGCCCUGUCAUCUAUUUAAAAGGGAGACAGUGCUGCAGGAUGUUGUGUGUUGCAUAGAAAUAUCUUUUUUUUAUGGCAUAAAAUGCUUUCAUUUGUAUAUUAACCCCUGUGAAGUCUAAACACGUUUGUUUCAGUGAUGCAAUUGAUGGUAUUUCCAGAAUUAUUUACACACAUUGGUUUGUCGUUUUUAUUACAGUGUUGCUCAGGUUAAUUAAAGUGGCUUAUGAAGCAGG